Frankliniella occidentalis (western flower thrips) is the source of this 3308-nucleotide messenger RNA. RefSeq lists its product as uncharacterized. NCBI's taxonomy places the organism in Eukaryota, Metazoa, Arthropoda, Insecta, Thysanoptera, Thripidae. The record is from RefSeq and is a predicted model, not a curated record. The coding region runs from base 222 to 2984 and encodes 920 amino acids. The transcript is spliced from 8 exons.
CGCCAGCGCGCGACGGCGUCGAUACCGCGGGCCGGAGCAGGACGCCCCGUAAAGCCAUGACCCCACUGCACCGUGGCGUUGAGGUGGACGCCGCCGUGGAGCGCGUCGGCCGGGGUCCGUCUCGCGCCUCGCCUCACCUCGAGCGGCUGCUAUGCUGGAUUAAACGUCAUGGAGGCAGCUGAUCGGACUGCUGAACUGUCGUCAGGGUCAGUGAGGGCGCAAUGUCCUUCCCCAACGUACUGCCCGAGUCCAGGGCGUCGACGCCCGCGGCGGGCUCCUCCACGGUGGGGCGCCAGCUGGGGACGGCGGUGUCGGCCGUGAUCUCGGCCACGCGCUGGCUGCCCGCCGAGGAGCUGAAGCGGAACGCUGACCUGUAUCGUGACUGUGGCCAACUGCACCGCCGCUGCGGGCUGCUGGUCGUCCGGCUGCGCCGCCUGCUGCUCCACAUCGCAGGCACGCCGCCCGCCCCGGAGCCGGGCAUCCCAGGGUGCACCGUGGUCGGGAACACCAUCGACAUCCAGGAGCUGUCGGCGGCCGUGGACGAGGUGGUGUCCGUGUCCGCGGCGCUGGCCCGCGUCCGCGCCGCCGUGUCGCAGGCCGCUGCCCAGGUCUCGCAGGCCACCAACAGCGCCGAGGGCGGCGGGGGGCCCGGGGGCGGCGGAGGGUCGGCGCCGUGCGGCGCGGGCUGCGGGGCCGUGCUGGCCUACAAGCUGCAGUGGUGGCGGGGCCGCGUGUGGCAGGACCGCGUCACGCUGCUGCACCUCGUGCAGGCCAUCGUCACCGAGACCCUCUCGCACUCCACCCAGCACCCCGACUGGCCCGGCUGGCGAAACAUACUCCGGAUGGUGGCCGUGUACAACGACAUGCUGGGCCUGGGCUCCUCCGGGGACGGCAGUGUCGUCGGCGUGUGCAGGAACUCGUGCGCCACCCUGCAGCACCCGCUGCGCAAGCUGUCGCUCACCAGGAUCCUGCAGUUGUUGGCGCAGCAGAGGGCCGAGCGCUGCUGCCGCCAGCUGGUGCAGGGCCUGCUGGCCAGCUACCGGCCGCCGCACGUGCGCCCGUACCAUCGCCACCACGACCCGGCCAACCCGGACAGCCCGGGCUCCAGCUGCUCGCCGCCUCCGGACGACGACAACUCGAGCAUGGAGAUCUUCAGGGCGCUCACCCACCACCUGUCGCCGCCGCACGGGCUGACGCCGGUGGCGAGCGACGCGGGCUGCGCCGUGGUGCAGGGCCCGGUCAGCGGCGGCAGCGCCGAGGGGAAGCUCGACCUGGAAAGGAUCGUUCGCGCCGAGGACGCCCUUCUCGGCGGGCUCCUCCAGGCUGCCGUCCACCACGCUCCGCACCUCCUGGGCGCCGGCGCCGUCAAGAACUCCAAGACGACGGAUGAAAAGCGGCCGCGCGGCGGGGUACGGCGGCGCGCUCAGCAGUACUACCAGCAGCUGCUGUGGGGUGAGGUGGGCUGCGUCGUCGAGCACGUGCUCCUGUGGUGGGGAGCCGGGAGCGCCCGUCGCGGGCCACUGGGCGCCGAGCCCCCCGAGCACUGCCACCACCUGCGCGCCUGGCUAAUCAAGCUCACCAAGUCUUCUGCCGUGCCCGCACUGUGCCUCGGCGCGCUGCAGAGCCUCGUGGACUCGCUGGGCGUCCACGUCACGUCGACCUCGUGGGACGUGCUGUUCCGGCGCGCCAUCGUCGCGGCCGGCCACCAGCACUGCCGCUCGCGGGCGCCGCGGCCGGGGGUGGCCCGCGGGCCGACGGCGACGGACGCCGAGGACGAGCAGCAGGAGGCGGGGCGCGGUGACCUGGAGGCCGGGGUGCGAGGCACCGCGACCGGCCGCCUGUUUGCCGCCACGCUGGCUGACCUGGUGGACCUGUCCAACCACUGCGAGGGCGACGGGCCCGCCAGCGCCGCGCCGCCUCUGGACGAGAUCGAGGCCCUGCCUCUGGUCGAGCAGAUACCCCUCCUCCAUAGACUGGACCACUCGGUGCACACAACCCGGCUGUGGACGGCCGCCCGCGCACGCCUGCUGGCCAGCUCGUGGACGCUGGCCGCCUUCUUCCUCGUCAGCCAGCGCGACGUGGCCAACUGCCUGUCCGAGCUCAGCAGACUCAAGCUCCGGGACCACGGCGACCUCCCUCGCACAGCCAGCGUCCACGUCACCGUCUGCAGCAAGAUGAGGGCCAAGCUGGUCUCCGAGGUCAAGGAGAACAUCAACAAGCUCAAACGCGUGCCGGAAGAGUCCAUCUCGGUCUUGGCGUCCAUCUGCCGGACGGUGAGCCUCGCCACGUUGCACAUGAUCUUCCCCGCGGCCCGCUACUGGCGCCAGAACGGCUCAGGAGGCAUGCCCGAGUACGCCACCGCCUACGUCGAGGACUACUUAGAGCGCGUUCUGCGGCCGGUGCUGGCGGCGAGCGGGCUGCUGACGGCGAGCGUGCAGCUGACGGUGGGCGGGCUGGUGCUGCGCAUAGCGUGCGAGUCGUGGCUGGACCACAUCUACACGCGCCGCAUCAAGUUCAGCGAGUGGGGCGCGCUUCAGCUGCUCACCGACUUCGGCGCCGUGCCCACCUGGCUGUGCGAGCGCGUGUCCCUGCCGGCCGAGCUGCGCGCCUCGCUGCUCCGCCACGAGGUGCUGCGACGCUGCGAGGGCGUCGGCCGCCUGCUGCUGCGCCGUCCCGGGGAGCGCGUCGCCAUGUCCGGGCACGCCGCCGCCCCUGGCCCCUCCUCGACGGCGCACCCCGCCCUGGCCGGCAGCACGCCGGCGGGCCGCUUCGGCCAGACUGGGGACCAGGGCGGCGGCGCGGGAGGCAGCGCGGGGGGCGGCGGCUCUGAAGCCCUCAUGCCCGCCGAGAUGUACGUGCCAAACCAGGAGCAGUGGCUCGAGCUGCGCGCGCCGCGCGGCCCCGGCAACCGGGUGCGCGCUCAGGCGCACGGGCUGUGCGCCGCUACCCUCUGCUGCAUGCUGCCCGCCGCGGCGCCCAGCUGACCCGCCGCCCAUCACCACCCCCGCCGCGCACCCGCCUGACCCAUACUUCGACUUUACGAAGCAGCAAUGAGCAAGUUCCUUGUGUUGCCAAGCGGAACGUGGUAUGUGUUUAAUGUGUCAUAUUAUUGCGUUACAAGGGGAAUAUUGGCAAGUAUGAGAACUACAAUGCAACCCCAGGGGCAGAACAAACAAAAUAUAACUUGUGUGACAGGGCUACGAAGAAAACAAGAGGCGAAGAAAAUGCUACGAAAGUGUGUAUUUAAUUAAACACUUUGUAUCAAAUACGUCAUAAAAAUAUAUAAAAAAUGAUUGUCACAGCAAAAA